CCCUUUUUAUUUUGAAACAGGUUCUCCUUAAGUUGCUUAGGACCUCCCUAAAUUGCUGAGGCUAGCAUUGAACUUGCCGAUCCUUCUGCCUCAGAUUUGGCAGCCCCUGGGAUUAUGCAUGUGUCUUCACACCCAGGGAGGAGGGAACUUUUAAACUAUGUCAUAAAUGAGCAGGAGACAAGUAGAAACAGCAGGAAGAGCCAGUGAAAGGCAAAUGUGUGGGGGAAUUAGAGAGUUCAUUCAGGAAUUAGAGAGUUCAUUCAGGAAUUAGGAGUUCAUUCAGGAAUUAGAAGUUCAUUCAAUCACUUGGCAAACACUUAUUCAUUACCCAGGUGCAUGCCAGGAGCUGGGGUAGACACUGGAGGGUUGUGACAAGAUGAAUGUCCUCCACUCUCCAACCUGUUGUGAUCUAACUCCUCCUCUAUGGCUUCCAGAAUGUAAUACAUACAGCCAUUCCUAAGUAUCCAUGGGGGAUUGGUGUCAGGAUCUCCAAAAUCUGCAGAUGCUCAAGUCGCAUACAAAAUGACACAGUAUUUGCAUAUGACCUAUGCACACCCUCCCAGACACUUGAAGUCAUUUCUACAUUACUUACGAUACCUAAUACAAAGUAAAGAUCGGGUAAACAGUUGCUCUACUAUAUUGUUUCCGGGACAAUGACAAGACACAAAGUCUGUCCGUGUUCAGCACACAUGUGACUGUUUCUCUCCAAAUAUUUUCUCUCCAAGGUUGGUUACAUCCACAGAUGCAGAACACUUGGAUACAGAGGGCUGUCUGUACAUGAAGGCAGCUGGUGUCAACCCGGCUCAUUAAAUAGGUGUGCUUGACUCCCUGAGAAUCUGGUCUGAGUUAACACAAGUAGACUCACUGCAUAUGCAGAUUUGUUCAAUGAAUAAAUAAAUGAAUAAACAAACGCGACCCACAUUAUGUUCUUUACACACGUUUCCUACUUAGGACAUUUCUGUGAGUAAUAUGUUAUUAUAGAUCUCCGUUUUACAGCUGAGCAAGCAGAAGCUUCAAGAUGGUAAGUGUCCUCACCCUGGUGAGAAGUGAGGUAGAAGAAUCCAGACCCCACGUCCUGGAGACCUAACCUGAGUUGAAGCAGGCAGCCAUGCCACAUCAGGGAGGGUUCCCCAACAGCCCCAUGGAAAGCGGUUGAGAACAGCCAGGGACUUUGCCCUCAUCCUCCAUCCAGCUGGGAUGAGCUCAGAGGUUAUCUCCCAGGUCAGGUGAUGCACUGGUCAGUUUGUCUGGGGCAGGGAAGUGAGAAGGUGCCACUCCCCACUUGGGAAAAGGACACUCACUUGGGCUCUUCCUUGCAGGAAACAGACCCUCAAAUAAUUAGCCUCCUUUAAGAUUGAGAAGGAUGACUGUGAGCCUCUGUCUCCAAGGGCACCAGAGACGUGAGUUCUCCACAGGGCCAGACCCAAGGAAGCUUCAAGAUGGAUGAGCUUUGUCAGACAGUCCAGUUGCUCUUGCUGGUCACAGAGAAAUUCCAGGCCCCCUGCUCGGCUGUGAGCCAAUACACAUCAGAAAUGAGGUCUGUCUGCAGUGACCAGCCCUGGGAAAGGCAAGACUUGAAAGAUCAAAUACUCUUAGAGGAUGAGGAGGUGGCUCAGGUAGAGCACUUGACUAGCAUGUGCAUGGCCCCGGGGUUCCAACCCCAGCGCAGCAAAAAACAGAAACAAAUAAAAGACCCCGUCUUGGUGGAAGGCACCUACUCACCCCUCAUUUAGCUAAUGGGGAAGCAACAGGGGAAGAAACAGGAGCUGGGCAACCUGCAGUCCUGCCCUUCACAUGCUGUUCCCACUCAUAAAUUUGUGUUCUUGAGUAAUUUACCUUGUUCCUUCUGAACUUCCGCUUUCUCAUCUCUGAAGCGAGGACAAGGAUAAAUUCUGUAAUUUUUAACUCAACUAUGGAGCACCAAACUAUGUGCCACCUUGUUCAAGGGACACAAAGGGAUGCAAAAACCUUUAUCCUUAAUUUCAGGAAGCUUCUAUCAGGAUGGAAAGGAGAAGCUUCAUUUCUUUGGUCUCUUCUCCAGUGGACAAGGCUGCCCUGGGUGGAUCUGCCCUGUUUACAGCAGGAUUGCCAGGAUUCCAGGACGGAUGGUGAUCUGGGAGCCCUGGGUUGCGGAACUGACUCUGUCUCCUGUUGGAACCCCUCCUGUGGUGCCAUUUUUGCUGUCCCUGUCUGGGCUAAAGGACCCCACAGGACUAACCACAGCCUGUUUCUGAUUUAUAUGUGCAUAUGCUGAAGGUUUUUUGGAUCCGGAUUUCAUAUAUAUCAGGAGAACGAGAUGAACGGGGCAGUCCCAACUUUGAGCAACCCACAGAUGGUUGGUGUGCAGACUGACCACAGACUACCGUUGGAACCUCAGGCCUCUGAUUCCGGAGCAGGGCCCUGUCCAGCUGGGUGGGUCAGCCCCUCAGGAGAACCCAGCCUUGGAACUCCCGGGUGAACCUGCUGAGCCUCUUCCCAUUUUCUAACCCUUGCUCAGGUCUGAUCCGUUGUUCUUUGUUUUCGGCUGGAGGCAUCCUGUGAAACAGCAGCCGGUAUGUGGACACCUGGUGCUGAGUCUUGCACAAGGUCAGCUUUCAAUGAAAAGGAGGAGCAGGGUGUGGAGCAGCAGAGAGAAAGCCCAGCAGUAGGAGGAAAACAGACCGGCCGGCAGGAAUUUACAUUUCUUUAAAGGUGAUUCCAGUCCUGCCCUUCCUUUGGGAGGGAGCCCAGGCAAGGCUCACUCCCGUGUAGGUGAGGUAAGCAGGGUCCAGGGAGAUGGAAGGGAGGGGGCUUGAGGUCUCCUGUGGCCUUGCCACCACUGGGCAGGGACUACAGGACAUGGUAACACCUUUUUUCCUGAAGUGAUGCCUGUUCAGUAGGGGGGGGAGGAAGGGAAGAGGCUGCUGUUACCCCCAAUCAGCUACACCCCAGGUUCCAGCUUCAGAUAGAAAAGGCUUCAUCCUGGUCCUUCCUGCCCUCCCUUCCCCAGGAGAGCACUUCCGUAUUGGAAGCUGGCAUUUGUCCCCAGGCCCUUCCUCUGGAGCUCACCUCUGUUGCUGUAAGUAUCCAGUACCCAAUCGUUUUCCCGCAGCCUGGCUCCCCAGACAGGCCCUGCCACAGGAAGCCAGGGGAGCUCCCCGAGUUCACGUGCACAGUACCCAGAAGGCCGCACCCAGCUGGGCUGGGUCACAGCAUCCCGGUGUGUGGAGCCACCGCCUGAGCGCUGAGAUCUGCAGGCACUCCACAUUCCCUACCUGCUCAGGAGAGGACGGGGCAGGGAGCCCAGGUGAGGCGGAGGAAGAGAGCCUCAAUUCUGAACUGGGGGCCUGCUGUCUCAGCCACAGGGACUCUUACUGAGAAGCAGGGUGCCCGGGCGCCCAGACCUGGUGUUAGGAUCUAAGGCCUCCACGGCUUUUGCAGGCCGCCGUCCCAGGUUCAGAUCUCUCCAGCCCCCAGUCGAGGUCCCUCCUCCACCCUCCCCCUCCAGGGGGGUUAUAGGUUCUUAAAGCUUCCCUGGUGGGAGGAAUGGCGGGGGCGGGGCGGCUGUGCAGGCCCAGGAUAUAAGGGGCGGAGGCGCUGCUUCCAGGUCCAGCCAGCCCAUCAUGUACGCCCACCGCCUCCAAUUCUUCCUCCUGCACGCCUGGUGGGUGCUGCUCCAGGCAGGCGCCGCCACGGUGGCCCAGGUACCCCUGCGGACACUGGGGCAACCCUCGUCGCCGUCCCCUCUCGCUUACAUGCUGAGCCUCUACCGCGACCCGCUGCCCCGGGCGGACAUCAUCCGCAGUCUGCAGGCACAAGAUGUGGAGGUGGAUGGGCAGAACUGGACCUUUGCUUUUGAUUUUUCCUUCCUGAGCCAAGAAGAAGAGCUGGCGUGGGCUGAGCUCCGGCUGCAGCUGCCCAGCCCCGUGGACCUCCCUGCCGAGGGCCAGCUCACCAUUGAGAUCUUCCACCAGCCAAAACUGGACACAGAGAAGGACCCGGGCAACUGCCUGAGGCGUCUUCGGAUGGAACUGUUCACCAUCACUUUGUCCCAGGUCACUUUUUCUUCAGGCAGCAUGGUCCUGGAGGUGACCAAGCCCCUCUCCAAAUGGCUGAAGGACCCCAGGGCGCUGGAGGAGCAGAUGUCCAGUCUGUCCAGAGAGUGCUGGCAGCCCUCCCCCAUGCCCCCUGUCACUGGCACCAGCGUGCUCCUCAUGCUGUACUCCAACCUGCCCCGGGAGCAGAGGCGGCUGGGUGGCGCCACCUUGCUGUGGGAAGCUGAGAGCUCCUGGCGGGCCCAGGAGGGACAGCUGUCCCGGGAGAGGGUCCUGAGACACCGGCGGCAUCACUUGCCAGACAGAAGCCAGCUGUGUCGGAAGGUCAAGUUCCAGGUGGACUUCAACCUGAUCGGGUGGGGCUCCUGGAUCAUCUACCCCAAGCAGUACAACGCCUACCGCUGCGAGGGCCAGUGCCCUAACCCCGUGGGGGAGGAGUUCCACCCCACCAACCACGCAUACAUCCAGAGUCUGCUGAAACGCUACCAGCCCCAUCGGGUCCCUUCCACCUGCUGUGCCCCAGUGAAGACCAAGCCGCUGAGCAUGCUGUAUGUGGAUAAUGGCAGAGUGCUCCUAGAGCACCAUAAAGACAUGAUCGUGGAAGAGUGUGGGUGCCUCUGACCACAUCCUGGAGGGAUGUCAGAUUUGCCUACACUCCAGAAGGUUGGGAAGCUCCUGGAAGACAUUACACUUAUCCAGGGAGAAGAAACAGAGGGAAGAAGCAGCUCUGCCCAGCAGAAUCAAAGAGGAAGGGCUGCCCGCUCUGUAAAUGAAGGGCCCUGUGAGGUUGGCCAAGCCCAGAGGCCCUGGUCAGGAGGAGGGAAGAGAAAGCCUUGCAGAGGGCAGAGUGCUUGCUGGAUUUUCUUUUUAUCAAAAAGACAGUAGCAAGUAAAAGUGCAAGCGCAAGAA
Molecule: messenger RNA, 4943 nt
Organism: Ictidomys tridecemlineatus (thirteen-lined ground squirrel)
Lineage: Eukaryota; Metazoa; Chordata; Mammalia; Rodentia; Sciuridae
Gene: Nodal
Product: nodal growth differentiation factor
Cellular component (GO): extracellular region
Molecular function (GO): cytokine activity; growth factor activity
Source: RefSeq, a predicted model, not a curated record